Messenger RNA from Aspergillus melleus, 1335 nucleotides. RefSeq lists its product as uncharacterized. The transcript has a single exon. The record is from RefSeq and is a predicted model, not a curated record. Bases 1 to 1335 code for a protein of 444 amino acids. Lineage: Eukaryota; Fungi; Ascomycota; Eurotiomycetes; Eurotiales; Aspergillaceae.
AUGAGACUCGGUAGAACAGUGGCCGACGGGGAAAAUUGCAUAAUUUCUCCGUUAGCUGAUGCUCCAUUAAACCUGCAGGAUCACAACCCCGCAUUGAGUCUUUUUCAUUUGCGAUGCUGUUCCGGAUCCCCAGAAAUCUAUCCUCGUUCCUUGACACAAGCACUAGGGUCAUCAUUGAGGCCCAACAUGCUAUUACUAUCUCAUAUUCUCAACUUCUCCCUCCUUUCAACGAUUGGUGUGGUGUAUGGACAGGAAUGCGAGAAAGCCGAAGACUGCAGCCUCAAUGGGGUCUGCUCCGAUACCAAGACAUGUAUCUGUGAUCCAGGUUGGCGUGCUUCCGACUGCAGCGAACUGGACCUUCGGCCAGUAGAGCGAUGGACAGGAUAUAAUCACACCAACAUCACCCUGCCUGACUUUUAUCGUGAAGGAGCAGGGAACUCAUCCUGGGGAGGCCACAUCAUUCAAGACCGCGAGGAUAAUCAACUCUUUCAUCUAGUAGUCUCGCAAAUGGAUCGCGGAUGUGGUCUUUCUGGAUGGCGACCAUUUAGCACUGUGAUUAGGGCAGAAUCGCGAACGGGACCCCGUGGGCCCUACACAUGGGCCCAGGAACUCUUCAGUACAUUCCACCACAACCCAACAACGAUGUGGAGUCCAUCAGACCAGAAAUAUCUGAUGCAUUUUAUCGGCUAUGACUGGGAAACCCCCGACACAUGUCGCUCGAUCAAACGAAACAAUACCAUCUCCGUGUCCAGCUCCCCAGAUCUGCGAACAUGGGACACCCCAACAGAGCUACUCAUCAACGUCACGAACCCAGCCGCUUGGCCUCUUUGGACCCCCAAAAGUCAAACCCCGGAGAUGCUCCUAGCGACCGAAAAGAACAACAUAUACCUUGCAGCCAACUAUACGGGUCCAUACACUCUGCGCGUAGAGCCGGGGAACAUCGAAAUUGACCCGUCGCUCCGUAGCGAGGAUCCGUUCCUCUGGCGUGACAAACGCGGCCACUGGCACUUUCUCGUUCAUCACAUGGUGGAUAUUGCACUGGGAAACAAGGGGCCUCGCGUGGGAGCCCAUGCUUUUGCAAAUAGGUGGGAAGGACCCUGGCACUAUAACAAUAUCACUCUGGCUUAUAACACAACGGUGAAAUUCACUGAUGGGACGAGCGUCGACUAUUAUCGGAGGGAACGGCCAAAGCUGUAUUUCAGUACAGAUGGGGAGAUGACCCCGUUGUAUUUGAUCAAUGGCGUACAGGAGUUCAAUAGCUCGGCGAGCUAUACACUCAUUCAGCCGAUCGGGAGCGGAUGGAGAAAAUAUGAAAGAGGUUUGGGGUUUGACUGA